AUGAUCACUAAUCUUAGACAUUCCAAUCUGAAGUUCGAGGAAGGCAACGAGUGUCGCAUUCUAGUAUGCCCCUCAGGAUUCAAAGAGAGCCUGCAAUCACAUGAGGCCGCGAAUUAUAUCGAACAGGGCAUUCUUCGCGUCUUGCCCAGUGCACAUGUUAUCAAGGCACCCCUGGUCGAUGGUGGGGAGGGGUUCACAGAAGGUCUUGUAGCAGCGACCAACGGUCAGCUCAUCGCUUGUGAAGUUACUGGACCUGUUGGCAAGCCUGUCUUGACCAAGUUCGGAUUCCUUGGGGGUCAGCAACAGAGAACGGCUGUGAUCGAGAUGGCUGCUGCUGCUGGCUUGAGUCUCGUACCACGCGACAUGAGAAACCCACUGCUUACGACUACCCAUGGCGUUGGAGAGCUGAUUAAGCUUGCCCUGGACGCUGGAGCUGAAAAGAUUCUGUUUGGUUGUGGCGACUCAGGAACAUGCGAUGGCGGCGUUGGGAUGUGCCAAGCUCUAGGAGUUAAGUUUUUCGACUCGCACGGACUUGAGCUUCCUCAACAUACAGGUGGUCUUGGCCUGUUCGACCUCUCAUCGGUCGACACAUCGGGCCUAGACAGCCGUUUGGCGCAUGUUUCCAUUGACGUCGCUUGCAACUGGUACAACAUCUUGUGUGGGGAAAAAGGUGUUGCGCGGGUCUUCGGGCCCCAAAAGGGGGCAAGUCCAGCCGAGGUGAACCAACUCGAGGUAUCCAUGAACAACAUCGCGCAGGUCUUUGGACCAAUCUUGAAGACAGAUAUCGCAACAGCCCCAGGAGGUGGAGCAUCUGGAGGACUUGGUGCUGGCUUGAUGCUUAUCGGAGCCCAACUCCACCCUCGCUUCGAUAUCGUGACACGGUUUCUCGAGAUCGACGACCUGAUAGCAGACAGCGAUCUUGUGAUAACAGCAGAAGGAGGCAUCGAUUACCAAACCCCAUAUGGGAAAGUGCCAUCAUACAUCGCCAACAAAGCUCAAAGAUACAACGUACCUGUGAUAGCACUGGCAGGAACGAUUGGCGAAGGUGCCAACCAGUGCUAUCACUAUGGCAUUGAUGCUUAUGCAAGUAUCUUGCAGGGACCCAUGCCCCUAGAAAGGGCGAUCCUAGAGGCUGAGAGGCUUUUGACAGAUGCUGCGGAGACGACGAUGAGGAUGGUGAUGAUCGGUUGGAAUGUGUGCCGUUCAGUCAGCCCCAGUGGUGAGCCUCGGUCACGAUCGAAUAGCAGAGCUGGAAGGAGAGGGUCUUCGCCCAGAAAUAGUAUGACCAAGAUCGAGACAUCUCAGCACCUGACAGUACCAACACUGGUAUGA
This is a messenger RNA of Lithohypha guttulata, 1332 nucleotides long. RefSeq lists its product as uncharacterized. Gene Ontology annotation, molecular function: glycerate kinase activity. The coding region runs from base 1 to 1332 and encodes 443 amino acids. The record is from RefSeq and is a predicted model, not a curated record. Lineage: Eukaryota; Fungi; Ascomycota; Eurotiomycetes; Chaetothyriales; Trichomeriaceae. The transcript has a single exon.